Messenger RNA from Eruca vesicaria subsp. sativa (arugula), 468 nucleotides. Lineage: Eukaryota; Viridiplantae; Streptophyta; Magnoliopsida; Brassicales; Brassicaceae. The record is from the annotation of a GenBank genome assembly.
AUGAAGGGGUUCUUAAAAGGGUUGAGAUAUAUUGCUCGUAUCUUCGAGGAUGAGAAGGAACCAGAGAUACAGAUUGGAAACCCGACCGAUGUCAAACAUGUUGCUCAUAUAGGAUGGGAAGGGCCCUCUGCUACGACCCCAAGCUGGAUGCAUGAGUAUAAGUCUACAGAUGCAAAAGGAAGUUCCAACAAGAAAGAGAAGCAAAGGAACAAGGGGAGACGUAAAUCAUCUACAAACACAAACAACUCACCUGCAGAGUCUCCAUCAAGAGUGGGAGGGUCAACGAGGCCAUCAAAACGCAGCACGGGUAAGCAGAGAGAGCAGGGCACAGGUGCAGGGUUAGACUUAACUCAACAGAAAGAUCAGUCUGCGGGACAGAAACAAUCGAGGCAGAAAAAGUCAAAAGGAGCAAAGUCAAAAGAAACAGAUAUAUCCGUGCGGGGUGAUGGAAGUUCUACAGGAAGAUGA